AUGGAUUCAGUAACACCACAAUUACCACCGGACACUCAACCGCUUGCACACCAAGUUGCCGGACAUUUUUAUGGUCGAUCGAAAACAAAAUUCGGUUUACUGCAACGUUGUUCAACAGGCGAUGUUCUCAAGCCAUUACUCAAUCCACCGCGGGGUCCACGUGAACAUCAAUUUUAUCUCGAUAUGUUUUCCGAUGAAAUUUCAAAUGAACUUCGUGCACUUCGGCCAUUUCUUCCUAAAUUAUUGGGUACAUAUCAAUUUGAUAGUAUGACUUAUUUAGUGUUAGAAAAUAUUGUACGAUCCUAUGAAUAUCCAUGUGUUAUUGAUAUAAAACUUGGACGAGUAACUUACGAUUGUGAAGCAACACCGGAGAAAAUCGAACGGCAAAUUGGAAAAUUUCAACCAGCAACGGAAAUUGGCUUUCAAUUACUCGGCUGGAAAACUUAUCGAAGAUUAGAUAAUAUGUAUAUUUAUCAUGAUAAACGAUGUGCCCGAUCAUUGAAUAAAGAAGAGCUUCUUUAUGGUUUCGCACAUUUUUUUGGUGCACCUGAAAAUAAUCAUCGUCCAUUUGUACGGGCUGUACUCGAACGGGCUGUUGCUCUCGAACGGACUAUGUCACAACAAUUUGAAUUUGUUUUUAUUGCAUCAUCGAUUUUGAUUGUCUAUGAUAGUGUUCACAGAGAGAAUUCCGAUGAUGUUAAAGUUGAUGUUCGCCUUGUGGAUUUUGCUCAUGUUUUCCCAUCGCACUCUAAUAGUCAGCCCGAUGAGAAUUUACUUUUUGGGCUUCGUAAUUGUAUCGACUAUUUAAAAAUGUUACUUGAUGAAAAUUUUCAUUAUCUACCUAUUGAUAAAUUAGAACAUAAUACUAAUUUGUCCGAUUUAAAUUGUUAUAAAAUUCUAUCUAAAUAG
Rotaria socialis is the source of this 909-nucleotide messenger RNA. Lineage: Eukaryota; Metazoa; Rotifera; Eurotatoria; Philodinida; Philodinidae. The record is from the annotation of a GenBank genome assembly.